Molecule: messenger RNA, 1088 nt
Organism: Trifolium pratense (red clover)
Lineage: Eukaryota; Viridiplantae; Streptophyta; Magnoliopsida; Fabales; Fabaceae
Exons: 5
Coding region: 45-815 (256 amino acids)
Source: RefSeq, a predicted model, not a curated record
GUAUGUAAUUGGACAACACAAAGUGGUUUUAACUAAUCAUCAAGAUGAGUUUUCUAGCGGGAAGAUUAGCAGGAAAAGAAGCUGCUUAUUUCUUCCAAGAAUCCAAACAAGCCGUAACUAAAUUAGCUCAAAAGAAUAAUCAUAAUCAUAAUCCAAUAUCAAAACCCAACGUCGCCGAUGAACAACAGCACCUUCAAGAUCACGCCGACGUGCUUCCCGAAGUUCUAAAACACUCUCUUCCUUCCAAAUUAUUCAGAGACGAAACGGUGGAUGCCACGUCAUCAUCAUUCUCCAAAUGGGUUCUUCCUUCCGAUCUCAAACUUCGAUCUUCUGUAUCUCCUGAUGCUCUUAAUCCUCUUCGUGGUUAUGUUUCUUUACCACAAGUUACUUUUGGACCCAGAAGGUGGGAAAUGCCUGAAGCAACACAUGGGGUUUCGGCCUCUACAGCUAAUGAGUUGCGUCAGGAUCGCUUCGCCGUCCAUGUUAACCCAGAGAAGUUAAAAGCAGCAUCGGAAGGGCUUGCAAAUGUUGGAAAGGCGUUUGCUAUUGCCACUGCAGUUGUUUUUGGUGGUGCUGCAAUGGUAAUUGGUACGGUGGCCUCCAAGUUAGAGCUGCAUAACAUGGGUGACCUCAAAACUAAAGGAAAGGAUAUUGUUGAGCCACAACUUGAGACUUUUAAAAACCAAUUUGUUCCCAUUAAAAUAUGGGCUGAGAAUAUGUCAAAAAAGUGGCAUUUGGAAAAGAAAGAUGUCAAGCAGAAGACUAUUGUAAAAGAUCUAUCUAAAAUUUUGGGUGCUAAAUCAUCAUCAGAUUGAUAUUUUCAUUUUCAUUCCUUUUCUUUCUUUAAUGGCGACAUGAGCGAUAUGUAGAUAGUUUGGAUGUAGUGUGCCUUUGGCUGUUGUGGCUGUAGUGUAGAUGUUAAAGCUUGCUGGAAAAUGAAAAUAAUACAGUAUGUAUAUGUAGUAAUAAGAGGAAUUGUUUUGGUUAAUCCAACAAUUCCUUUGCUCUUUCAAGUAGACUAAACUAGUGUAAGGUUUUGAAAACCACAAUUUCUUGCAAUAAGAUGGUACCUAGUAAUGUGAGAUAAA